AUGAUUGGAAGGGCACUAGAACCCAAAGCAAAAUGGCUAGACUACCGCUACAAGGAAAUGGUUGAAAACGUACCUAUUUGUAUAAAGGAUACUCCUAGCUUAUUAAAAUUACUCAGAGAAAUCGCAUCAUUGGAACCCACUACACUAUUACUCACCUGUAAUGUUAAGAGCAUAUACAGCAUCAUCCCACACCAGGCUGGGAGAAAAGCCAUGGGAAGGAUAUUGACAAACUCCCUGUACUACUCAGGUCCUCCAGUAGAACUUACCCUGGAGCUUCUACAACUGCUUCUCAGUAACAACUACUUCAACUUUGAGAAGACAUGGUACAAGCAGAUAGCCGGAACAUCUAUGGGGGCAGCCAUGUUCAUCUUUGAGCAAGAACAUAUACUGACUCCUUUACAGGACAACAUCUUAUUCUACUGUCGAUACAUUAAUGACAUCUUGAUGAUUUGGAAGGGUACACUAGAAUCUAGACAACAAAUGUUGGAGAAAAUUAAUAACCUUGAUACACUAGCAGGUCUAACAAUGUCUGUGGACAUCCAGACGGUAGACUUCCUAGAUGUUUGCCUAUACAAAGAGGAUACAAAGAUAGCAUAUACCUCAUUCUCUAAACCUACAGAUAGAAAUACCCUUCUGCAUGCCAACAGUUACCACCCACAACACUUGAAAGAUUCACUUCCCUACUCACAAAUUUUAAGAGUGAUAAGGAAUUAUUCAAAUCUGGCCAAUGCAUAA
Messenger RNA from Pelobates cultripes (western spadefoot toad), 735 nucleotides. The record is from the annotation of a GenBank genome assembly. Lineage: Eukaryota; Metazoa; Chordata; Amphibia; Anura; Pelobatidae.